This is a messenger RNA of Phragmites australis (common reed), 3008 nucleotides long. Its product is annotated as putative wall-associated receptor kinase-like 16. Gene Ontology annotation, molecular function: polysaccharide binding; calcium ion binding; ATP binding. Lineage: Eukaryota; Viridiplantae; Streptophyta; Magnoliopsida; Poales; Poaceae. Gene Ontology annotation, biological process: cell surface receptor signaling pathway; protein phosphorylation. Gene Ontology annotation, cellular component: plasma membrane. The transcript is spliced from 4 exons. The record is from RefSeq and is a predicted model, not a curated record. Bases 647 to 2890 code for a protein of 747 amino acids.
ACACGGUGUAACGUGUUUGCUUGUGUUAGAACAAACAUCAACAUAAGCGAUCUCCAAAGGUUUAGUGCUGGCAGACCUCUCGGCAGAACGCCCCCCACCCCCAAGGGCGAUAUAAACUAACAAUAUAUAUAACCGAGGUUUCAUAUUUUCGACUUCAAGAGAUUUGUUCUGUUGCAAUGAAUUCAAGAGAUAAGUUUGGAAGCACCAUUAAUUCAAAAUAUAUUAAGGUGAAGACACACUCCAAACUUUGACUGAUAAGAUACCGAUAGAUCUCCCGCUGGAAAGUUUUUAUGGUAUCAAACUAGGAAAUUUAAUUCUAAAUUUAGGUUCAUCUAUAGCCAAAUUGGAUUUGUACUGCAUGUAAAUCGUGUCAAGACAUGUACACCUGUAAAAAGUUGUGCAGAAAAUAUCUUUUCAUAUGUGCAUACUGUAAAAAUGGAGAUAAUAUAACUUAUCUUUUCAGUUAUUUUUUUGUUCCCUUUCGCAAUGCACGUCUAUAUGAAAAUAUUUUUGCAUAGUUUUUUAGAGUACAUGUAGGAAUUCUCGAAGUGCGUGUAGAUGUAGUAGCGCACAAUGUACAACUUAGGUGCAUAAGAGUUUGCGUCCACUAAUUAAGCUGAAUGUUCCAAUAUCAUGGUUUCUAGUUAUGCAGCCGAGAAGUAGGGAAAUGCGCAUUCUGCAGGUUGGCCUUGGUCUUCUACUUUUGUUCGCGGCACAGGAUGGCCACGCUAUUGCGGUUCCCAGUCCUCAAUGCCGAAGGCAGUGUGGCGACGUUGAGAUAGAGUACCCGUUCGGCAUCGGCAUGAGCUGCUCACUGACAGCAGCCUUUAACAUCAGCUGCAAAGUCCAAGGUGGCAUCUCCAAGCCGUUCAUCGGUACUGUGGAGCUCCUCAACAUUUCCUUGACUCAUGCCACGGUCCGGGUGCUCCAUCGCAUCGCGACAUACUGCUACAACACCUCCUCCGGGCGCAUGGACCGUAGUGGAGUCGCGGGGUUGAACGGAAGAGAUUCCAUCUACCGGUUCUCGGCCAUCGACAACAAGUUCACGGUCAUCGGGCACAACGCCCUCGCCUACAUCUCCGACAGAAACGGCACUGGCUACCAGAGCGGGUGCGUCUCGACAUGCAGCACGCUGUCAGACCUUACAGACGGCUCAUGCUCCGGUAUCGGCUGCUGCCAGACGGCGAUACCAAGAGGAAUGGACUACUACCGCGUCAGCUUCGACGAUCGUUUCAACACGAGCCAGGUCUGGACCUUCAGCCGCUGCAGCUACGCUGUGCUGAUGGAGGCAGCGGCGUUCAACUUCAGAACUAUGUACCUCAACACGACCAGAUUCAACGACACGAACGCCGGGAGGGUACCCGUGGUGUUGGACUGGGCUGUAAGAAACGGGACGAAGUCCUGCGAAGUCGCCAAACGGAACGAGGCAGGCACUUACGCGUGCCUCAGCAACAACAGCGUGUGUGUGGACUCCACCAACGGACCAGGGUACUUGUGCAACUGCUCCCAGGGAUACGAAGGCAACCCGUAUCUUCCACAUGGAUGCCAAGAUGUCAAUGAAUGCAAUAACAGUCCAUGCCCUUCAGGCGGCGUUUGCCACAAUACAAUAGGAGGAUACCAGUGCUCUUGUCGAGCAGGAAGAAAGCUUUCCAAGCAAAGCAAGACAUGCAUCCCUGAUGCCGGCUUAAUAAUAGGAGUUACAAUCGGUUUCCUAGUUCUCAUGAUUUUCUCCUCCUCUGGAUGCAUGAUCCUUCAAAGGAGAAAGCUGAACAAAGUUAAGCAGGAGCAUUUUCGUCAACAUGGAGGUCUUCUUCUGUUCGAGAGGAUGAAGUCAGAAAAAGGUCUUGCCUUCACGGUAUUUACAGAAGCUGAACUUAUACAAGCCACAAACAACUACGAUAAGAGUAGAAUAAUUGGAAAGGGAGGCCACGGAACGGUCUACAAAGGGAUAGUUAAGGAUAACAUGCAUGUUGCAAUUAAGAGAUGUGCAUUGAUUGACGAAAGGCAAAAGAAGGAAUUUGGUCAAGAAAUGUUAAUCCUCUCUCAAAUCAAUCACAAGAACAUUGUCAAGCUCGUGGGCUGCUGCCUUGAGGUGGAAGUUCCGAUGUUAGUCUAUGAGUUUAUCCCAAAUGGCACACUGUUCGAGCUUAUCCAUGGCAAGAACCAAGCACUGCAGAUCUCUUUUAGCACCCUCCUUAGGAUUGCUCAUGAAGCAGCUGAAGGACUUAACUUCCUACACUCGUACGCAUCUCCCCCAAUCAUCCAUGGUGAUGUCAAGACUGCCAACAUACUCCUUGACGACAAGUACAUGGCUAAAGUGUCGGACUUCGGAGCCUCCGUACUAGACCCAUCCGAUGAAGAGCAGUAUGUAACAAUGGUUCAAGGUACGUGUGGCUACCUUGACCCUGAGUACUUGCAGACAUGCCAAUUGACCGACAAAAGCGAUGUCUACAGCUUCGGUGUUAUUCUUCUAGAGAUCCUCACAGGCCAGGUGCCUCUGAAACUGGACGGUCCUGAGAAACGGAGGAACCUAUCAUCAAAUUUCCUGUUGGCUAUGAAGGAGAACAAUCUCGAUGCAGUGUUGGCGAGCCACGUAAAAGGGCAAGAGAGCAUCGAAUUGAUUAAAGGAAUUGCAGAGCUAGCCAGGCAAUGCCUGGAUAUGUGCGGCAACAAUAGGCCCUCCAUGAAAGAGAUCGCCGAUGAGCUUGGCAGAUUGAGGAAGCUUUCACUGCAUCCUUGGAUACAACUCAAUACAGAGAUGGAAUCUGAAAGCCUUCUUGAUGGAAGAUCAACUACUGGUUCUGAGAUAGAAGCUACUACUACUGGCUAUCCUUCACAGGAAGGUGCGGACCUGCCCAUGAACCCAAGAAGUUCGUAUUAUGCGAGGUGACUAAAACAUAUGUUGUACUCCAUUAGAACUUCUACAUGAUGGGGGUAUUGGCUAGUUGGGCUGCUACCUAAUAUGUAUAAUACAUACAUGCACAAAGUUCUAUCUAUUUGAUUCUGUU